Messenger RNA from Siniperca chuatsi (mandarin fish), 898 nucleotides. It is a transcript of the gene pierce1, whose product is annotated as linkage group 5 C9orf116 homolog. The record is from RefSeq and is a predicted model, not a curated record. Gene Ontology annotation, cellular component: axonemal microtubule. NCBI's taxonomy places the organism in Eukaryota, Metazoa, Chordata, Actinopteri, Centrarchiformes, Sinipercidae. Gene Ontology annotation, biological process: axoneme assembly. The coding region runs from base 52 to 423 and encodes 123 amino acids. The transcript is spliced from 3 exons.
CCAUGGUAACCGUUGUGUUGUUAGUAACUGUAGUGUUUUGAUCAGUCAGUCAUGGAGGAGCAGAGAGUUCAAACCUGCGACGUUUACAGAACGGAUCCAAACCUGCCGCACAGAUUCAACAACCCUGACUGUUUCCGUGGUUACAGUCAGAACAUCAGUCACCCACUUUAUCGAACAUCAAACCAAACAUACGGCAGCAAGAAGCCAUCUGUACAUGAGAUACAGACUCAGUUUAAAGUCAAUUCCCGUCAGUUUUCGGAGGCGAUGCUGCAGAGCGGGAUGUACCACGAUAACGGCUUCAACACAUCUGUGGAGAGGAGCAGAGUGAUGGUUUCCACGGCAACCCAGAAAAACAGAGUCAACCUCCAUCGUUACUAUCACUACGGGGACAAAAGCAAUGACCGUGAUGGCAACAACAAGUAAAGAAACAGAAGAAUAUGGUUAUGCAGAAUAAGGCAUUAAUAACUGCUUUUUAAUGACUAAUAAAGAACCAACAAGCUACUAAUAUGCAUGCUAAUAAGCAACUUGUUAACAGUGAAUAUGUGUACCCUAAUAUAAAGUGUUACCAAAUAUCAAUAUAAUAUAAUGACAGCUGUUAUGUUACUCACAGUUUCAGAUUUAACCCUUCAUGCAAAUGUAAUACUGAGAUUUAACCAGCAGAUGUCAACAGCUUAAGUGUUUCAGAAAGUUUUCUCCACCACCAACACUGACCUCUACUUACUGUCAGCUCAUUUAUUAUAUAUUUAAUAUAUUAAAUACUAACAGAAGAUCAUUAGAAAAAUAAAUAACAUGUUUUUCUCACCAACUCUGAACAAUCUGCUGUGAAAAUACUGUAAUUAUCUUCAUGCCAACGGAGUAAAUGUGAAUGUUCAUUAAAGUAAAAUCAGUUUGAUCAGUU